AUGACCAUGGCAUACGACUACGAGUAUGAUGAUGAUGGCCUCUCGGACUGUGACUCGGAAAGCUCUGAUGUCUUCGACGAGGAAUCCGAAGAACGAGAUAAUGCUCGUCGUGCUCCCGACUGGCAGGGUCUUCGCUCUUUAUUAAAGCUCAGGGGCUGCUACCUCGACACUGCGGCCGACGUCAGGCAUUUCUACGAGAAGUACUGGCGGGAUAACCCGGGCUCUGAAAACAAGUCAUGUCGAGAAUACCAGCGCGCUUGUAGUUUGCCUCCAUCUGCGUUAUGCCGCGACCUUGGACUUCCUGACAACCUUGCUCGCGCACGACAUGCGCCGCACGGCACAAGGAUCAUGAUCAAGGCGGUCGGUCUUCGGAGCAGAGAAGCACAUAUUGUGCGCCGGCUGUCUUCUCCGUCCAUGCGUGACGACCCGCGCAACCACUGUAUUCCGGUCCUCGAUAUAAUCUCGGUACCCGACCAGCAUUUGACUCUGCUCGUCAUGGAAGAGUGGUCCUCAGAGCUCAUGCCGGAUACCCCGUGCUGUCUCCGGCUUUUUCUGCGCGCAUUACGGUCGUGUGUCUCGCACAUGGUCUUCUUGCACGAGCAUCGCAUUGCACACCUGGACAUCUCAUUGCGAAACCUUGUUACGGACUAUCAAGGGCAUUAUGCGUGUAUCGACUACGAAGCAAGCCGGUGCUUCGAGGGCAUGACUGAACCUCGUAUAUUGAUCGAGCGCGGCACGGAGCUUCCGCCUGAGAUGGAGCGGGGUGAGGGGGGUGAUCCCUUCGCCGCUGAUGUAUGGGCUAUGGGCAUUCUCUUCCUUCGCGCAUUGCAUAUGACUGGGAGGAAUGUACCUGAGCUGGUCCCUAUCAUCCGCGCUAUGCUCGCCGAUGCACCUCGUGAGCGGCCCAGAGCGCCGGCAGUGUUGCGGGCAUUCGAUGCGAUGUUACCCACCAUCAACUCUUCCCGGUUAGAUGGAUGUCCAUAUCCGACUCAACUUGCACAUAGUGUGAUGAGCACUUAG
Molecule: messenger RNA, 1020 nt
Organism: Peniophora sp. CBMAI 1063
Lineage: Eukaryota; Fungi; Basidiomycota; Agaricomycetes; Russulales; Peniophoraceae
Source: the annotation of a GenBank genome assembly